AUGGCAUCCCCAGGCGGUAUCGUUCCCGCGCAGCUGGGCUUCCUCGCCAUCUUCAACCCCUCACUCGGCAUCACCGAUGAGACUAUUGACGACCAGAUCGUUUAUUACGCAUCAGUCACCACACAACGCCACAAACGCCGUCACCGCUCCCGCGGGCAGGGUAGACCAACUGAGAAUGUCUCCCAGGAAGAGCGCAAUGAACGCCUCCGACAGAUUGGCCUUGCCCAAGGCAUGGUGGACUUUGGCAAGAGUUUUUCGGGGGGCCAGCCCGUCGACACCAUUGACACUGAAAAGUCACGCGUCGUCCUUCACGAAAUCGAGUCUGGUUGGUGGGCUCUUGUUUCGAUUGAACUUACCAAGAUUCCUCUGCCGCCAAAGCUCCCAACCGGCAAAACUGGUGAGCCCGUCGAGGAGGUGGCCGAGUACUCAUCAAAAGAGAUCAAGCCGGCUACGUUGCUGUUACAGGAUCUGCUCCGUGCGCACUCCACGUUCCUCUUGCACCACGGCUUCUCUCUGAGCUCGCUGUUUGUGCGCACUGGGCGACCCAAAUUCGUCAGUAUUCUGACUCGCUACUGGGACUGGUUCCUGUCAACCUGGAAUGUCAUGCUACAGGGUAACCCGACUCGCAGCCUUUUGGGAAGCAUCAAUAUUGCUGCAUCGAGCGAGCUCGGCAUCGGCGUCGGUGAGGAGGAGCGCGGGAGUGGAGAGCGAGACGUACUUGAAGGCCUGGUUGGCAGGAUCGAAGGCCUUCAGGAUCUGAUUAUCUCGAGAUUCGGCUCCAACGUGACGGACCUUGAAUCUCCCGAUGGAUCGACCGCUCCAUGGCUCGGCACUGGUCGAGAGCCCGGACCCGAUGACGGAGCCAUCUUUCUGGGAGUGGGUGGCCUCUCCCGGAAGUCUUUAAGGGACGUGACUUGCUGGAUGGAGGAUCUCUACACGUGGGGCUCGAACGCUUACGGCGUCCACGAUAGCCCAACUUCAUUGCGCCGAGCUCGGCGAGGGAAGGCUACCAAGGGGGAUAAGGAGACUGCCAAGUCUUCCAAGGGGACCCCCCUUCGCCCUUCGAUUGGUUCUGCAGAUUCAAAGGGCUCCAUAUCAAGCCAGACGCUGGCUGACCGACGAGGCCAGACCAUUGGCACAGUUGCGGAGGCUAGGACACCUGACGUUCCCACACCAUCCGAUGAGAGCCCCACGGAUGGAUCAAAAGAUGCGGACGGGCAUCUAGACAGAUUCAUGACUUAUAUGAAACUCGGCUAUGGAACUUACUGGUCUAUCGGCAAGUCUGACGAGCAGUUUGCCCAAGACGCGGACAAGCUUGAAGGCGAGUCCGCCGUCAGCGCUCAGGCCCCUGCGCCGAAGAAGGUAGCCAACACCACUGGCCACUACCUCAUCGGUCUUCUGGGAGAUGUCGAGGAGAGCAGUGCUAGUGAAGGCGACGAUUCAGGUGAGCAUGGCGAUGCGGAUAGAGAGGAUAGCAACGCUCGAACAAUGCUCCGGACCGUUCAUGUGGAACUCGAGAAGGCAGAGCGAGAUCUCUCCGAAAGUCAGGUUGUAAAGAACAUCGGAAGUCUCGUCAACGAGAUAACCCCGAUCCCUGGUGUUCCUGCGUCCUCUGCAUCAACCUUUACGACACACAGCCAGAACAAAACGAAGAAGAUGCGAAUCGUGGUCUAUGUCAACAAACCAUUCAUCUACACAUUCUUGUUUGAGCUUCGAACAGACUCCCUUUCGUGGGAGUCAUUCUAUCGGAACCUGCACCGACAACUGGUCCCUCUGCAAAAGCCGCUUCUGGCGUCAACAAAAUAUCGCCCCGAACGGCCGUCCGUCGGCGCUGCUGGCACGAGCAUUUACGAUGUCAUUUGGGACCCGACAGCCUUGACCGUCCACUCAACACUGCCAAACAUACCGGACCCGAGCCAGCUACCUUCAGAGAGCACAGAUGCAUGGUCACGUGUUGAGGCGAUCAAUACACAUAUGCAACUACUGAACAUGUACGCCCUCACACGUCGUAACGUUACCGAGCUCGAGCGGACGUGUAAGACAAACCGCGGAUGGUGGGUGGUUUGGCAGCGGAUAUUGGACCGGAGUGGCUCAGCCCAAUCUCAGGAAGAAGCUCAAACUUCUGAAGAGGCCAUCAUCGACGAGGCCAGCCCCAGUACAGAAGACCCUGCAGCGAGCGAGUCCAGCGCCGAUCGACUCAUUAAGAAGUCCCCUGCACCAGAGCCAAGGGUAGAUAAAGAGAUCUUCUUGAUCCGGCGAGCAAGUGACCACGCCAGCUCUAGAGGAUUCAGCGGCACAUUUGCUGAGACUGGUAGCAGCUGGGGCGAGGGCGCUGGCCGCCUGGCGUCGGGGAUCGGUGUGGACACACGGAAGUACAUAGAGGGCUUAUUGAGUCUGAACCGGUGA
This is a messenger RNA of Verticillium dahliae VdLs.17, 2406 nucleotides long. RefSeq lists its product as uncharacterized. The transcript is spliced from 2 exons. Gene Ontology annotation, biological process: vesicle-mediated transport. Gene Ontology annotation, cellular component: intracellular membrane-bounded organelle; Mon1-Ccz1 complex. Lineage: Eukaryota; Fungi; Ascomycota; Sordariomycetes; Glomerellales; Plectosphaerellaceae. The record is from RefSeq and is a predicted model, not a curated record. The coding region runs from base 1 to 2406 and encodes 801 amino acids.